AUGUCAGAAAUCACACUCGGUCGUUUUUUGUUCGAAAGACUUAAACAAGUUGACGUGAACACCAUUUUUGGGUUGCCAGGUGACUUUAACUUGCGGUUGCUAGAUGAAAUCUAUGAAGUGCCAGGUAUGAGAUGGGCCGGCAAUGCGAACGAGUUGAACGCGGCCUAUGCGGCUGACGGAUACGCCAGAAUCAAAGGCAUGGCUGCGUUAGUGACAACUUUUGGUGUCGGUGAACUGUCCGCUCUGAACGGUAUUGCUGGGUCCUACGCCGAACACGUGGGUGUUUUGCAUAUCGUGGGUGUCCCAUCAACGUCUUCUCAGGCGAAACAGCUGCUCCUACAUCAUACUCUGGGCAACGGUGAUUUCACCGUAUUCCACAGGAUGUCUGCCAACAUUUCCGAAGCCACCGCGGUUUUGACCGAUAUCACAAGUGCUCCUGCUGAAAUCGAUCGUCUAAUCAGAAUCACCUAUAUCAAGCAAAGACCCGUGUACUUGGGUUUACCGGCCAAUCUGGUCGAUAAACCUGUUAAGGCGUCUUUGUUGGAUAAGCCUAUCGAUCUUUCCUUGAAACCUAACGACCCCGAGGCGGAACAAGAAGUCGUUGACACUGUUUUGGAUUUGAUCAAAGAGGCCAAAAAUCCGGUUAUCUUGGCCGAUGCUUGUACCUCUAGACACAGUGUCAAAGCAGAAACCAAAAAAUUAAUCGAUUUGACCCAAUUCCCAUCUUUUGUCACCCCCAUGGGGAAAGGGUCAAUUGACGAACAACAUCCCAGAUUUGGUGGUGUUUACGUCGGAACGCUUUCGAGUCCCGAAGUCAAGGCCUCUGUCGAAUCUGCUGAUCUGAUUUUGUCCGUUGGCGCACUUUUGUCAGAUUUCAACACAGGUUCGUUCUCGUAUUCUUACAAGACAAAGAACGUUAUCGAAUUCCAUUCCGACUACAUCAAGGUCAGAAACGCUACUUUCCCAGGCGUUCAAAUGAAAUUUGUAUUGCAGAAGCUUUUGCAGAAGGUUCAAGAUGCUGCAAAAUCUUAUAAACCUGUUCCUGUCCCCAAACGUCCUGCUUCUCUUGCAUCUUCGGGUCCGAGCACCCCAUUAAAGCAACAAUGGUUGUGGUCCGAGUUGGGCAAAUUCUUGCAGGAAGGUGACGUGGUCAUCACUGAAACUGGAACAGCUGCGUUUGGAAUUAAUCAAACCCAUUUCCCCAGUGACACUUAUGGUAUCUCCCAAGUCUUGUGGGGGUCAAUUGGAUUUACCACUGGCACGACUCUUGGUGCCGCUUUUGCUGCAGAAGAACUUGACAAAAACAAAAGAGUAAUUUUGUUCAUUGGAGAUGGUUCUUUGCAAUUGACAGUCCAAGAGAUCUCUACCAUGAUCAGAUGGGGGUUGAAACCUUACCUAUUUGUCUUGAACAACAAAGGUUACACCAUCGAAAAAUUGAUUCACGGUGAGAAGGCUCAGUACAAUGAAAUUCAAGACUGGAAACAUUUAGAUUUACUGGCUACUUUUGGUGCGAAGGAUUACGAAACUCACAGCGUUUCUACUGACGGAGAAUGGCAGAAACUAACUGAAAGUGCUGCAUUCAAAAAGAAUAGCACAAUAAGACUGAUCGAGAUACAUUUGCCUGUCAUGGACGCCCCUGAGUCCUUGAUCAAACAAGCACAACUCACUGCUGCUACCAAUGCUAAACAGGAGUGA
Messenger RNA from Lachancea mirantina, 1695 nucleotides. NCBI's taxonomy places the organism in Eukaryota, Fungi, Ascomycota, Saccharomycetes, Saccharomycetales, Saccharomycetaceae. The record is from the annotation of a GenBank genome assembly.